Molecule: messenger RNA, 432 nt
Organism: Epithele typhae
Lineage: Eukaryota; Fungi; Basidiomycota; Agaricomycetes; Polyporales; Epitheliaceae
Exons: 1
Coding region: 1-432 (143 amino acids)
Source: RefSeq, a predicted model, not a curated record
AUGGUGCCAAUGCCAGGGCGGAGGACGUGGAGGGCGGACAGUGUAGGCGCGAGGAGGGUGAGACAGGCGAGGGCGCAGCAGGCGAUGUGGGGGCAAGAUGGGCGAGGGCGAGGCGGAGAACGCGAGGUAAACAAGGGCAACGCAGAUGAGCCCGACGCGGACGAGCGCGAGCGCGAGACGGGCAAGGGCGUUGUGGGCACGGCCGGAACCUGGGAGGGGAAGGGGACGCGGGAGCAGAGGGGGCGAGAAGAACUUAAGUACUCACUAGAGGAGGCCACGGAAGCUCACCGCGACAGCCAGGCGCGCGAGCGCGAUGGCGCCGGGUGGACGAAGGAUCAGACGACGCGGGGCAGGCCUGAGGCUGGGGACACGGGCAACGCGGGCGAGGGCAAGAGCGACGCGGAAGAUGCGGGAGACGCGCGGCGGACGUGA